CUUUUAUCUCUACAGCAUCUCUUUUUGUGCUAUCUUUCUCUCUCUUAAUCUUUCAAAAGCAAAAAUCGCUUUCACCAUGGCGGAUGCUAAAUCACCUCAAUAUUGUCAAGAUGUAUCCUGGAUCCCCCUGAGCUGCCGGUGGCCCAGUGUAAUUUUUAACCAACAUUUCGGCUUGCCUCCGUUAUUGGAGCCCCGAGACCUCAGCUGGAUGGAGGAUAUCUUCAGGAGGCUGGGAACGUCGUCCUGGCCUGGGUACGUGCGCUCGGCUUUUCUCGCCCCGCUGCUCCAGGCCCAGGGACCGGCCGUCUUCUCGAAGCCGCACCGGGAGUUGAGUGGAGGAGUGUCGGAAGUGGCCGCUGAGACGUGCAUGUGGAAAAUUAGUUUGGAUGUCAAUCACUUCGCUCCCGCAGAGAUCAGCGUUAAAAUACAACAUGGCUUUUUGGAAAUUGCAGGAAAGCAUGAGGAAAGACAAGACGGGCAUGGCUUCAUUGCUAGAAGUUUCACUAGAAAAUACAAUCUUCCAGGUGGCAUUGAAGUUGAAAACCUCCAGACAAGCCUGUCUGCUGAUGGCAUCCUUACAGUGCAAGCACCCUUUCCCAGCAUGCCCCUCCCUGCUGAUGUCAUUAUCCCCAUCCAGGUGGAGACGGGGGCGCAAACCAUCGCAGGAAAACAGCAAGACGGUGACAAGCCUCAAGACGGCAUUAAACCAGAAUCAUUUGAUGGAAAAACACCUGAAUCCUCAGUCUCAGCUGGGCAUCCAGAUUCUGGAAAGGUCACCGAAAGAGACCAGCAUACUGUAUCUGAUGUAGAUCCAUCCAGAGAAGCACAACCCCAGUCCAUCGCAGAAGCUGCAUCUGGUAUCUCUGUGUCUGAAAGAGAGCAGGUCGGUGAACCCAUAGAUGGCAGAGAGAAGGAUAAAGAAGCCAGAUUUCAGGAGACGGUUGAGGGCAUCCAGCGAGACGGAGAGUCUGCAGACAAGCCUCAGGCUCCUGCGACUCCAGACACCAUCACCUCCGAGCAAGCAGAGCAGGCAGAGGUCAUCCAGCUUGGGGAUCUGGAGGGGGAAGAAGGAUGUACAGGCCCCGCUGUGGUGAGAGAGGAGCAAUCAACCUUCGGGCAAAGCCAGAAGCUGUUCAACCCUCAACUGGUGCUCCAAAAGAAAAUUGAUGCAGGGAAAAUGUAGGCUCCCCUAAAAAAAGAGAAAAGCUAAAUCCCAAGCUCUAUCCUUAGGGUACGUCAUUAAUCUGGAUACAUGUGAAAAUGGCAUUUCGCUGUUUGUGCACGCUGGCAUUUUCAAACUAUUCCCAAAAGUUUCUCAUCACCAUAGAAAUGCAUUGUUUUUUUAUGCAAAAGCAUAAGAUGGAUGUGUUUGACCAAUAGAAUAUCAUAACUAUUUUAGAACUAUGAUGACAGAAAUUAAUUUGUGCAUUUUUAUAAAACCUGCACACACUACAGUGAGCAGUUGUGUUUACUGGCAUGGAUGAGGCAGGCAUUCAUGCUUGUUUUUUCUAAAAAUUCAUAGUAAUAGCUUUUUUAGGCUUAUUUAAUCACGCUCUUGCAUCUUUUGCAGUCAUUCAUGCUCUGAAAACAUGCAGCUCAAGUUAAAAGUCCAACUUCUAAAAUAAUACAUCUCUUGAAUUCAUAUUUUUUUUCUUUAUUUGACUUAUUUUAACUUGGGCACUUAUUAUUUUUUUUUUAUGUAUGACUACAUUUUCUGUCAUCUAGCUUUGCAGGAUGUUAUAUAAAGACUGUUUAAGUUUCUCUUUUCUUUAUCAACAUUGUGAAAAAGACAAUCAAGCAUGCGUACAUUAUGCAUCAUACAGUUUUUAUAUGCACUACCGGUCAAAAGUUUGGGGUCAGUAGGAUUUUUAAAUGUUUUAAAAUAAGCUUCUCCUGCUCACCAAGGCUUUAUUUAUUUAAUCACAAAUACAGCACCAAUUGUAAAAUUGUGAAAUGUUAUUGCACUAUAAAAUAACUGUUUAAAAGUAGUUUAUUAUUUAAUUUAAUCAUUUAUUCCAGUGAUUUUAAUGAUGAAUUUUCAGCUUCAUUACUCUAGUCUUGAUCCUUUAGCAAUCACUCUAAUAUAAUUGUAUUAUUAUUAUUAUUAUUAUUAUUAUUAUUAUUAUUAUUAUUAUUAUUAUUAUUAUUAUUAAUUUUAAUAGUAAUAAAAGCAAUAAUGACUAGAGUAAUAAUCCUGUAGUAAUUAUUGGAGUAAUAAAUAAAUAUUUAACAAUUAAAAAAAAAUUACAUUUAAUAAAUGUCGCCUUGAUGAACAGAAUAAUUUUCUUUAAAAAAAAACUGAAAAAAACUGACCGCAAACUUUUGAUCGGUAGUGUAUCUCAGUUUUAUAAUAUUAACAUGGCAUUUUAGUCUUAAACUUUUGUUUUCACAGAACUAAAACACACUGUAAAAAGUGAUUAGCUGCUUUAAUUGACAAUUGUGUAAACCUGAUGUCUUAAAAGUGACAAGUUGACUUUACUUGGAACUGUUACAUUGACCUAAUUUUGAUAAUUAUGCACCUAUUUAUAUAUAUGCACAAUUUUAAGGCAAUGGGUUUACCACCUGCUUCGAAUGUUAUAAUUUGAUUGAAUGGGCAUUAUCAGUGGUUAUCAGCUGAUAGAUAUGGACCUUCUGCACCUACUGGAAGGCUGUUAUCAUUCAUCCACAUGGUUAAUCAGCUAUACUAUUACACUCUCAGAAAUAAAGGUACGCGAGCUGUCACUGGGGUGGUACCUUUUCAAAAGGUACACAUUUGUACUUAAACUGUCCACAUUGACAUCUAAAAAGUAUAUAUUAGUCCCUAAAAAUGUUAAGAGGAACACUUUUGUAUUUUUUAAGUACUUAUAUGUACCUUUGAGGUAUUAAUAUGGACCUUUUAGGUACAAAUUGGUACCUUUUAAAAAGGUAUCACCCAAGGGACAGCUUGUGUGUCUUUAUUUCUGAGAGUGUAGAGAAGACUCCAGAUCCAGAUCUGUUUUUACAUUACUGUGACGGCUGGGUUUAGUGUUGGGGUAGAUGUUAAUAAAAUACAAUUAAUUGGAAAUUUGGAAAAUAAUAUAAAUAAUUAACUUUCCAUAUGUGAUCUAUAGCUGAUUAACCAUGUGGAUGGAUCAUAAUCGCCAAUCAGUAGGCGCAGAAAACCCCUACCAGCCUAUAUCUAUCAGCUGAUAACGCCCAUUUAAUCGAGUAAUAACAUUCAAAUCUGCUGGGUUUGCUCACUUUUUGAAAGUAAGGUCAAAUAAUCAUGAUAUAUAUGCACUUUCAAUUGUAUCCAGAUUAAACAUGCCUUAAUUCCCAUUUAUGUUUUUUGAGUUUACUGUAACACGCACCCUCUUAGCACUAAUAAAGACCUGAGCAAGACUG
This is a messenger RNA of Danio aesculapii, 3363 nucleotides long. Its product is annotated as heat shock protein beta-1. Gene Ontology annotation, biological process: response to heat; protein refolding. The coding region runs from base 77 to 1183 and encodes 368 amino acids. NCBI's taxonomy places the organism in Eukaryota, Metazoa, Chordata, Actinopteri, Cypriniformes, Danionidae. Gene Ontology annotation, molecular function: protein folding chaperone. The record is from RefSeq and is a predicted model, not a curated record. The transcript is spliced from 4 exons.